This is a messenger RNA of Folsomia candida, 2499 nucleotides long. Its product is annotated as dymeclin. NCBI's taxonomy places the organism in Eukaryota, Metazoa, Arthropoda, Collembola, Entomobryomorpha, Isotomidae. Gene Ontology annotation, cellular component: Golgi apparatus. The transcript has 10 exons. The record is from RefSeq and is a predicted model, not a curated record. Gene Ontology annotation, biological process: Golgi organization. The coding region runs from base 148 to 2184 and encodes 678 amino acids.
AAUUUACACAGCUCCCAACCAGCAACUGUAGAUUUGUCAAUUGCUGUUGACUGCUAUUCAUCCAUUGUUCAGCUGGUGACCUGGGUGACGACAUACCACAAGGAACUACCAGACACCGGCGUGCCUGACCCCUUCCGACCUGACACGAUGGGGUUGAACACGAGCAGCUUGGCGGAUCUCGAGGGCAACGAAUAUCUCAACAGAUUCGUCGGCAAAGAACACAUCUCGCCAAACGACCCCAUUUGGAACAAGCUGUUCUCACACUCGCUUAAACCCGUGUUUACAAAGGAUGACAGCUUCCUCCUCGAUAACACGCUGGACUCUCUGCGCCACAAGUUGCUGGAGAAUGUCGGCUCCACAAAGAAUUUCGCAUCCUUGGUCAAAGUCUUCAUAGCGAGGGCGUCGGAACUCAAGUCAUCUGUUCAAACGGGAGACACCAUGUUCAUCUGGCAGGCGUACAAUGCGCUCUUCAUGGUUCGAAACGUGGUCAAGUACUUUGUCGAGGUGUUGAAUGAAGAGGACUUUGCGAAACAGUUUCAGCCCUUUGACUUCUUGACGAACGCGAAUGGAAAUGGUGUCUCCUCUUCGAAGGAAGACGCUGGUGCCCUUCUCGCAUCAGAGAGUGACCUCUUAGAACUAGUGAUGGACACGCUGGUUAAAAUGAUAGUCGACUUACCAUUACAGAGCAAUACGUACGUAGUACAUUUAGAAGCAAUUAAUACGCUGAUUACGAUCCUUUCCGUGCAAAUGUUUUGGGGAAAGCCGGCGCACAAGUUGCUCCCGUACAAAGUUUUGAUGUUGGGAGCCGCCUCUACCUAUGCUCCCCAGCUUACACGAGCACUUCUCCUAAAUUAUGUCGAACAAAGGGAACCCCCAUACUCGAUUUGGCACAAUGAUGAAUCUGGCAGCAUUGUUAUUGGCGUUGCGAGUGGGAUAUGGAAUAUGCUGCGCAAAGGCGUCGGCCUUGGCAAAACGGACGAUGCUUUGGAAGGACUGAAACAACACAAGCUAGCCAAUCAAAGCCUCUACUUGCUCCUAAUUUUGGUAAACCACUGCAGUGGGGGAGACUUACCAAACUCCUACCGCGAAGCACUCUUCACAUCGGGCAACGAAGCUGUAGAGGAAGACUCCCACAGCAUAGAGGCUCCCCUAUUCAAGAUCAACUAUUGCAAAUUAUACGAGACAAUUUGCCAAAAAAUGGACUGCGAUGAGACAACACUGCUCCUUUAUUUUCUCAUUCAUCGCAACAAUGCCUUCAAGUCGUAUGUCAUGGCACGAUCCGACAUUGAGGUUCUGGUUCUUCCAAUUUUAAAGACUUUGUACAUCGAAAUACAAAAUGGCACAUCGUACCACAUUUACAUGAGCCUUAUCGUCAUGCUCAUUUUGAGCGAGGAUCAACUUUUUAAUCAGCAAGUGCAUGAUGUCAUGCUCAAAACGGUGCUGUGGUACACUGAACGCAAAGUGAACGACAUUACGCUGGGCGGUUUAAUCAUUCUGGUCAUCAUUCGAACAAUUCAGUACAAUAUUUUGAAAAUGCGAGACAAAUAUCUUCACACCAAUUGUUUAGCUGCUUUGGCCAAUAUGUCCUCAAAAUUCCGUUCUCUGCAUCCCUAUGUAUCUCAAAGGCUGAUCAGCGUGUUCGAAACUUUGGCCAAACGUCACAUCAAAUUAAUCGACGGUUUAGAAAAGCACAACAAGGAGACUCCCAACAGGGAAGAAUCUGAAGAGACGAGUAACAUGGUUCAAGACAUUAACGUUUUAGAAGAAGUUAUUCGAAUGUUGUUGGAAAUUUUAAACUCUGUCUUCACCCAUCAACUCCCCCAGAAUCGACAUUUAGUCUACACGUUGCUCUACAAGAAGGAUAUUUUCGACGCGUUCCGGGAAUAUGAUGCGACGCAAGAUUUGGUAUACAAUUUGGACAUUGUCAUCCAAUAUUUUACGAAACGAAUUGGGCCCGAAAGUUCAGAACUUGCCGUGUCCGAAGUCAUGGAACGGGUCGAAGCCGGAGUUCGACACUGGUCUCCAGACAUCCUUCGAAAAUUUCCCGACCUGAAAUUUCGCUACGUUGAGGAAGAUCAACCCGAAAACUUUUUUAUCCCGUACAUCUGGUCGCUCAUCCACCGGAAUUCUGGCCUCUAUUGGUCCCCCCUGAACCUGACUCUGUUCAGUCUCGACGGAGAAUGAUCACAGAUUUUAACAGAUUUCCUAUGAAGAUUUUUAUUGAAACGUCCAGCGCAGCCAUCCAUUUUUAUCUUAUUUUCCAGCUUGAAUCUUAUCUUCUGCUCAACCAUCCACUCCAUUACCAAAUUGUUGCUGUUAUAUUUAUAACUAUUUAUGAAUUGUAAAUUAUCAUGAUGCUAGUUGUUUAUUUCUCGUCACAGUCAGUAUUUUCAAUUAUUUAUUAUCGCAACCUGAACAAAGUAUGCAGCACGCAAAAUGUAUGUAUCGUAAUGAAAAAAAAGUUAUGAAUAACAACCACACCUGAGAUUAUUAUAUAUA